AUGCUCCCCUCUGACUUUGAAUGGGGCUUUGCAACAGCAGCCUACCAGAUUGAGGGGGCAGCCGCCCAAGACGGGCGGGCCCCGUCCAUCUGGGAUACCUUUAGCCACCUGGAACCCUCGCGUACAAAUGGAGACAACGGAGACGUCGCUUGUGACCACUACAACCGGUACGAAGAGGACCUUGAUCUCUUGGUCAAAUAUGGGGCCAAGGCAUACCGGUUCUCGCUGUCAUGGUCACGCAUCAUCCCUCUUGGUGGACGAGACGACCCUGUUAAUGAAGCGGGCAUUGGUUUUUAUAAUAGGCUGAUCGACAGCCUCUUGGCUCGCAAUAUCACACCCUGGGUAACGCUCUAUCAUUGGGAUCUUCCACAGGCACUCCAAGACCGGUAUGGAGGAUGGCUUGAUGGUGUAGAGUCUCAGAGGGACUUUGAGCGGUACGCGAGACUGUGUUAUGAGCGGUUCGGGGACCGGGUCAAGAGGUGGACUACGUUUAACGAGCCCUGGAAUACCAGUGUUAAUGGAUACAUCCGGUGCACCGAGCCCCCCGGUCGAGGCAGCAAUCCAACAAUCGAGCCCUGGAUCGUCGGCAAGUCGCUGAUCAUGGCACACGCAAGAGCCGCCAGGCUAUAUAAUUUCGAGUUCAAACCUACGCAGGUAGGUUUGAUCGGGGCGUCGCUGAAUGGUGACUACUUUGAGCCAUGGGACUCGAGCGAUCCCAGGGACCACGAAGCGGCAGAGCGACGCAUGGAGUUUUGUUUAGGUUGGUUUGCGAAUCCGAUCAUGCUCGGACAAGACUAUCCGGUAGAGAUGCGAGCGCAGCUCGGCCAUCGCCUGCCAACCUUCACCGAGGCCGAAUUCGCGCUGCUGCGCGAGGCUGAGGUCGACUUUUACGGCGUGAACUACUACACGGCGCAGUUUGCGCGGCAUCGCGAGUCCUCCGCGCCCGAUAGUGACUACUUGGGCAAUAUAGACGAAUACCAAGAGAAUAAGAAUGGGGUCUCAAUCGGCGAUCUAAGCGGCAUCGACUGGCUGCGUGCCUCGCCCGGCUCUUUUCGAAAACACCUCGUGCGGAUCUAUAACAGGUACAAGAAACCCAUCUACGUUACAGAGAAUGGGUGUCCGUGCCCUGGGGAGGUGACCAAGGAAGAUUGUGUUCAGGAUACAUAUCGCCAGCGCUACUUGGCUGAGCAUCUGGAUGCACUUGUUGGGGCGAUUGAGGACGGCUCGGAGGUGGCGGGGUACUUUGCUUGGUCGUUGAUGGAUAAUUUCGAAUGGUCCUCCGGUUACAGUGUCCGGUUUGGCCUGACGCACAUCGACUACACUACGCUUGAGAGAACACCCAAAGAGUCGGCGUUACGGAUUCGAGGGAUGAUCGAAGAAAGAACGCUGAUGGAGGGAAAGCGUCUGCAAUGA
This is a messenger RNA of Penicillium olsonii, 1413 nucleotides long. The record is from the annotation of a GenBank genome assembly. NCBI's taxonomy places the organism in Eukaryota, Fungi, Ascomycota, Eurotiomycetes, Eurotiales, Aspergillaceae.